This is a messenger RNA of Thunnus maccoyii (southern bluefin tuna), 2118 nucleotides long. RefSeq names its product TRAF-interacting protein (gene traip). Bases 234 to 1583 code for a protein of 449 amino acids. The transcript is spliced from 16 exons. The record is from RefSeq and is a predicted model, not a curated record. NCBI's taxonomy places the organism in Eukaryota, Metazoa, Chordata, Actinopteri, Scombriformes, Scombridae.
AUUUUUGUUCCCACGGGCUCCUGAACGCACCGUGUGUUUGAACGUACAGCGGGGAAACAGCAGCGAUGGAGCAACUAUUGUGUUUGUGUUAGCAAGCCAAGUUCUGUCUGUGAGAGUCAGCAUAACUCCGUUAAAAUGACACAUUCAUACAUAUACAGAAAAGACUGAUUGAAGAUGCUCGAUUUCGCGCUGUAACUGAACGUCUUUAUUUGGGUGAUUUUUGUGGCACAAAAAUGCCUAUCCGAGCAUAUUGUACAAUAUGCUCCGAUUUCUUCGAUCACUCCAGAGAUGUUGCUGCCAUCCACUGCGGACACACUUUCCACUAUGAAUGUCUUCUUCAGUGGUUUCAGACAGCCCCCACAAAAACAUGCCCACAAUGUCGGAAACAGGUCAGCACCAGACACAUUAUCAGCAAGCUGUACUUUGACAUUGGUGGAGAGGAGGAGGGCACGACGGACCCAGAAAGCUUGCAGAAUGAGCUUGAUCGAAUGAAGGCCCUCUUAAGUUCUAAAGAGAGAGACUGGCGGGACAGACAGAAGGUGGUGGACAGUUUGAAGGACACUGUGGACAAGCAGAGGAGAGACCUGGACAGUGUGCGGAAAGAGAUAAUUGAAAAGGAGAUGCUCUGUUCUGCUCUCAGAAAACAAAUGACAUACCUGGAGACACAACAUAAUGAUGCUCAGGCUGCCAAGGAGGAGGCCCGCAGACUCAGGACCAAAAUGAAAACCUUUGAAAGUCUGGAUGUGUUGUUACAGGGCCAGAGAGCAGAUGUGGAGUCCAUGAUCAGGGAUAUGGGUGUCAGUCAGGCCGCUGUGGAGCAGCUCUCCAUCUACUGCAUCUCCCUCAAAAAAGAGUAUGAUAAUUUAAAGGGAAGCCUUAAGUCUUCAAAUGACAUGUGUGAGAAGCUGAAGAGAGAAGUGCUCACAUCAAACAACAAGUUACAAAAAGCCACAAAGGAGGUGAAUCAAAGUAAAGACGAUAUGAAGUCUCUGCAGAAUGAUCUGGCCAAUGCUGACAAAGAGAUCACUAGUCUGAAGAAGAAGGUGGAGUUUCUUCAGAAGACUCUGAGCACGCCAACACGGACAAAUGAAGCCCUCAGUCGGCUUGUCUUUGAAAGCCCGGCUCCAAUGGAGCUGAAAAAGCCUCACCUCCACCAGCCUGCAGACAGCGAGGACAUUGACCUCAACAUUACCUAUGACAUCACGACCCCAGAUGAUUUGGCUAAAAGACCGGCGCGGGUCCCAUCCAAGAAGAUGCGUCUUGACCCUCCAGUGUCAUCUGUGUCCAAACAAAACGAGAAAACUUCAUCUUUAAUCAAGGCUCGAGAUGAGGAUGUAUCCAUGGAUCCAUUUUUGAGGAACUCCCUCCUCUUCAGAAAGAAGACUUUUGGUAGCAUGUUGGACCCUCAGAGGAAGCCUGGAGCUGUGAGAACUGGUUAUGAUGGAUUAGGAGGACGAACUAAAUUCAUCCAACCUUCUCCUUUAGCAGAGAUUCGCCCACUGAUGAAAGCUAAAAGGAAAAAGGUGACCAGGCCUCCACCCAAGAUCGCCACUUGCCUGACUUUGGACAGCUUCCUUGAGUAAAUGUUGAAGACCUUCUCCCCGGAAGUCGAGGCAAAGGUCAGGACGUCGCGUGUCAGGAGGCAUGUUUAUGCCGCUCCGGCACAUAGAACCAGCCUGGCAGCGGCUCUGCCACUCGGCGCCAAACAGAACUUUCAAACUGCAUUUAGAAGCAGUAACUGACCUCCCACUUGACAACAGAUGCUGAAUUUUUGAUGACGUCACCGAACUGGCUGUACAUUUCUAUUUGUUUUGACGUGAACUUGUAUGUGGUGAUUGUGUUUAACCCUCAGCCAGCUUUUUCUUGCUGAUAGUAUGUCGUAGUUAUGUGGAUGUCUGUAUGUGUUUGAGACAAACUAGAUAUAUGAGCGCUCUGUUAUGUCAUCGAAUGUUUAUCACUGAUACAUCUUGCAGUAAAAGCUAUUUGACUCUACUUCGAAAAAUAAUGUUAUUUUUCGCACUAACGCCUACAUGUGUAUAUAAUGGAGGUAUUUUUUUUGUUUUAAUGGUACUGCCAGAUGUAUACCAACUCAAAUAAUAAACAAUAUUUUUUUAUUAA